UGGGCUCUGGCAUUUUGUGUCUGCAGCAGCUGCCCAGACCCGGUUUUGUCUUCCCUGCUGGGAAGAAGCCAGAAGCUCCUCGGUCUCUUCCCCGGGAAGCAAACCCGGCUGCAGAUCCACCCUGCGGGCUUGUCCUCCUGCAGCCCGACGCUCACAGCCCUGGACGGACCGGAGGCCCCCCGGUGAGGUAAUACAGCAUCUCUUCCCAGCUGGCCACCUGUCACUCUUUAAAUCUUGCAACAACAGAGACAUCACAGAUCUGCCAAGAAAAUCAUUUGACACCUCGGGACGCCUCUGAUUCUCCCAUGGACAAAAGGAGCGCGGAUUUGGUGCCACAGAGGCUGCGGGACGAGCAGGCAGGGAAGGAAUGCCAGGCUGGUGCUGGUUUGCAAGGGGAUGAGGACGACCUUCUUCUGAGUGAAGACAUGGAGCAAAAAGAUGCAGAUCUCUCAGCUGACGAAAGGCGAUUUUUGGAAGAGUUUCCCAUCUUGAAAGAGAAGCUAGAGGAGGACAUCAGAAAGUUCCGUGCCCGUGCGGACGACAUCGAGAAAAAGCAGAAAAUACUCACGGAGGCCAGCCUGGUGACCAACUCCGUCUCUGCUGUCUCAGGAGCCGUGAGCCUCCUGGGUUUAGCUCUCACUCCAGCAACGGGAGGAGGAAGCCUGGUGCUCCUGGGCUGUGUGGAGACUUUGGGGAGCAUAGCUGGGGCCACCAACAUCGUGACCAACUUGGCGAAAGAAGUCCAAAAUGCCCAAGCUGAGGCCGGCAGCCCAGAGCCCACCGAUGGCCAAAGGUCCCAGGAGACUGAGGGAAAAGGCAGACUCUAUUAUGUCAUUACUGCCGGAAAGCUUGCCUAUGCUGUCUAUGCUAGUAUAAACAACAUCAAGGAUGUUAAAGAGAAGAUCCGUGCCUCUAAGACUGCCAGCGCCCACCCACUGCAGGCUGCUGGUGCCGAGGGUAUCAAGACCACUAGCCAAGUCACGGUCGAAAGCGGCAGGAAGCUGCCAAAGGCCUUCGAGCGUAUAAAGCUGCUGAUGACCAGACAUCCCCGCUUGCUAAAUGGUACGAUGACUGGCAUCUCUCUCUACACCUGCGUGGCCGCCCUCCUGAAGGACUGGAAGGAGCUGAAGGAGGGAGCAAAAUCCAAGUCUGCAGAAAAGCUGAAGGCCAAGGCUGGGGAGCUGGAAAAGGAGCUGCUGGACCUCUCCCAGCGCUAUGAGAGGCUGCAGCAGAAGAAACUCUUGCAAGAAAAAAGGCUUCUGAGCUCAUCUUCAGAGGGAGCCGUGGGGACUCUGCCGCAGCCCUCAGGACGGGCGUCAGGAAGCUGGAUCCAGAAGCGGGGAGAGGAUGACGCGACUGAGCCCAGGGACCUUGGGGCAGAAUAAAGGGGCAGGUUGGCACACAAAGGAUGGCACUGGAACCUGCCCCACCAGAUUCCAUCCAGAAGGCGAGAGGCCCACAGCCCUCUGUUCUCCCCAGGACCCAUGAUCCUGGCGCGCCUCAGGACAUCGGGCCUGCAGGAAGUCUCCUGACAUUAUAGAGACCGUUUCUUAUGUUGCCAAAUAUUCUCUUGAUUAUAUGUACAAUCUUUUAAUUAGACGUAUAUUAGUCAUCGCUCUUUCUGUUUUAAGUGGCCAAAAGCAACUCUAACUGGCUGAGGCAAAGAAAGGAAUUUAUUGUCUCAUGUGCUUAAGAAGCAUAGAGGUGCAGUGGGCUUCAGGUGUGUCUGGAUCCAGAGGAUAAAAAUGAUGCCGUAGAGUGUCUGUGUUUCACGUCUCAGACAGGUUUCAGCCACAUGCAGGCAAGAUGGCCGGAGCAUCCCCAGGAGUGCUCCCUCCCGCUGGGGGCUCCCAAGUGGAAAAGGGCCAAGGACCACUCUGAUCGGUCAGGACUGGGUCACGUGUCUUUGCCUGCACCAUUGCUGGGAUGCGCUAUGGGAAUUAUAUGGUGUGUGACUGGAGACAGGAGCUUGAGGAAGAAAAAGCAACAAAUGGUAUGCUAGUUGCCCCUCCUCUUUCAGCAACAUUUAGAUGAUUUCAAAUUUCUUGUUACACAUCGUGGGAAAAUGAAGAUCUGCGUGCCAAAAGCUUGUUGCAUUAUUGUUAGGAUUGUUUUCUUACAAUAGAGUCCCUGAACUGGGAUACCUAAGAUCAGAAAGGAUGCUGUGAAGGGAAAGAAGGAGUUCCCCACCCGCCCCACAUUACAAUAGUGAAAUAUAUCCUAGGAAAUUUGGGGAAGAUUUAAAAAGUAGAAGGGAGAGAGAACCUCUGUCAACAUUUUGGACUAUAGCCUGCCAGUCUUUAUUUUAUAAAUCUUAUGACCUAGGGGUUUUAAAUAGUUGUAACCCCACGCCUAGGCCACUGUGUUUUCUGCAUUUGUAGGACUCCUUUCCUUAUUAUAAGUUUUUCAGGAGCAAAAGGGAAGUAAAUAGCUUUCUCCACAUUCACUAUUGUUCUUUUAGCGUAUGAGUGUCCUUAAAGUUUGGAAUAAACAUUAUCAAUAAA
Molecule: messenger RNA, 2504 nt
Organism: Equus quagga
Lineage: Eukaryota; Metazoa; Chordata; Mammalia; Perissodactyla; Equidae
Gene: APOL6
Product: apolipoprotein L6
Exons: 6
Coding region: 306-1385 (359 amino acids)
Biological process (GO): lipid transport; lipoprotein metabolic process
Cellular component (GO): membrane; extracellular region
Molecular function (GO): lipid binding
Source: RefSeq, a predicted model, not a curated record